Messenger RNA from Aplysia californica (California sea hare), 477 nucleotides. RefSeq names its product solute carrier family 22 member 8-like. Gene Ontology annotation, biological process: transmembrane transport. Gene Ontology annotation, molecular function: transmembrane transporter activity. Gene Ontology annotation, cellular component: membrane. NCBI's taxonomy places the organism in Eukaryota, Metazoa, Mollusca, Gastropoda, Aplysiida, Aplysiidae. The record is from RefSeq and is a predicted model, not a curated record. The coding region runs from base 1 to 405 and encodes 134 amino acids. The transcript is spliced from 4 exons.
AUGAUUGUGUAUGAAGAAGGUGACGUGUUCGGAACCCUCACUAUCGUCGCCACUCUCUACGCCCUGGUGGGCGGUGGAGGGUGCUUCAUCGGUAUCUUUUUCUACAUGCCAGAGUUUUUCCCCACCAACGUCAGGAACCAAGCCACUGGUGUGGCCUCUGCCAUGGCCCGACUCGGAGCGAUGUUGGCGCCUUUUACAGGCAUCAUGAUGGAGAUUGCAGUCUGGCUCCCAGGUCUGGUCAUCGGGCUGUUGGCGUCACUGGUUGCCUGCGCUGUGACAGCUCUGCCGGAGACGAGGGGGAGAGAACUGCCACAGACCCUGGACGACCUAAAGGCCUGGUACGAAGAGGACAAGAAGAAGAAAUCUGACAAUAAAUUAAUCAACGACACUGAGACUGCGGCCUGAUAAUCACAACAGUUUUGAUCGUCUUUUAAAAGCAAAUUAAAUAAUUAUAGUGGUACUUGCAAAAAAGAAAAA